Molecule: messenger RNA, 2127 nt
Organism: Cryptococcus wingfieldii CBS 7118
Lineage: Eukaryota; Fungi; Basidiomycota; Tremellomycetes; Tremellales; Cryptococcaceae
Exons: 10
Coding region: 1-2127 (708 amino acids)
Cellular component (GO): cytoplasm
Molecular function (GO): phosphoprotein phosphatase activity
Source: RefSeq, a predicted model, not a curated record
AUGCCCCGACUGAGCCCCGACUAUCCUGGGUACAGACCCCCCCGCAUCCAGUAUCUCAAGUCCUUCCUCCCCGUCGUCGCCCUCGUCCUCCUCCUCUCCUUCGCCCUCUCCUCCUACUCCCUCCUGUCCCAUUCAAAGUCCCCCGCAGCAAAGCAGCACCUUGGAUGGCAGGCAUGGGAUCUCGUAGACAUGGCCGCAAGCGGCAGUGCGGAAGAAGACACUGAUCUCAGCUUGAGUAAUGAUACCACGUUUGUUCCAAGCAUACCACUGGAUAAUUGGGACCCGUUGGCUUUACAUACGACAGGAUUGACCGAGAUCGCCGUCAAGCCGUGCUACUUUCCGCCCUGGCUGUUCCCCACGUAUUGCGCCCCGGAAACGACACCGCAGCUCGACAAGUCCAAGGGCAAAUGGGUGAUCGUCGAGCGUGAUUUGAACGCUCGAACAGGCAUCUGGUACCUGAACAUAUACUAUCGCCGCACUCGCCGCCUCGACACCAAACUCAUCACCGACAUCCGUAUCCUCGAACACCCACCAUCCGCUGAAGACCAGGCCAUUCUGGACGCUGAGGAGUGGGUGCUUGCUAGUGGAGAUCUGCACAAUGGGGUCUGGCCGUCUCAGAACGAGAUGCGCAUCUGGUACAAAUUGGGAGAUCAGAGCUGGGGCGAUUGGAAGCGACAUCGGGAAAGACAGGACGAUACCGAGUCUGAAGACCAACAAGAUUUGGAUCAGCCGGGCGAAGAAGACUCUCCACCAGUAUCGGAAGGCGAGGGAUCCUCUGAUUCGGGCCAAGUGGAAGAGAUAGGAGACAAAGUCGACUGGUCGUACGGUGACUUUAUUAAUGAGAUUGAUAUCAUCUAUGGCGAUGACGACCCUUUCUUUGCUUUCAGGCGGAUCACUGGGGGGCCGGUGAUGAGGGCUGAAAAGGGACGAUGGGAUAGUGUAGACAUUGCUCUACGGAAAGGCAACCCUGUGGCCCCCAGGGCCAUAGUGCCCACAUUUCACUCUGAUGGUUCCCUCAAGAUCAUGCAAAUUGCCGACCUGCACUAUUCUGUCGGUACUGGGGAAUGUCGUGACACCGACAAAGAAGGCUGCAUCGGUGAUGUCGACACUGCCACCUGGCUCGCUGAAGCGCUCGAAGCCGAGCAGCCUGACCUUGUUGUCUUCUCCGGUGACCAGCUGAAUGGACAAGAGACUUCUUACGAUUCCCGAUCCGUCCUGGCGAAGUUUGCUAAACCGGUUAUCGACCGCAAAAUACCAUGGGCGGCUGUCUUUGGGAAUCAUGACAGUGAGAUCCUUGGGGAUAGGGAGGCACAGAUCAAAACGCUUCAGAAUAUGCCGUAUUCGCUGUCGCGCCCAGGUCCAAAGGAUGUGGAUGGUUUUGGAAAUUGUGAGUCCAAAAUGCACGUCUUCACACUCUAUUUUCUAGACUCUCACGACUACCAAAAGCGAAAGCUGCCUUGGAGCAAGCCUGAUUACGACUAUAUCAAAACGUCUCAGAUAGACUGGUAUCGUAACGUCUCAUCGUCUAUCAAACCGAUUCAACGACCCUUUACUCCCGACGGAGCGAGCGACCUUGCAGGUAUCUGGCCUCGCCGUUCCCAGCCGUCUCGCCUUCCCCGUGCAGAGCAGACCUUGGCGAAGCCCAACGCCAUGAUGUGGUUCCACAUUCCCCUUCCCGAAGCCUACGCUCCCGCCGACUCCACUCUUGACUCUGGAGAGCUGGACGUUGGAAGACAAAUUGAUGGGGAUGGUAGUUCACCAAGAAAUUCGGGAUUCUUUUACAAUGCCAUCAAGGCCUCGAUGGAGAGCGAAGAAGGGGAAGGGGCGUGGAAGACAAAAACCGCGGAGGUCAAGGUGCUCAGUCAUGGUCAUUGUCAUCUUACAGAUAGGUGUCGGCGGGUAGAUGGCAUCUGGCAAGCUCUCUCUUCGGUGAUGUGUUUCGACGGAGGCUCUUCGUUCUCUGGCUAUGGCCAAGCCGAGUUUGAUCGCCGAGUCAGGAUAUAUCAAAUAUCAGAGUAUGGUGAAAAAGUGGAAAGUUACAAGAGGGAGAGCAGCGGGGCGAUUGUAGACAAGCAAACGCUCGUUGGGGAUGGAGCGCCCACAGGCGGAGGACAGGAUCAGGUAUGA